AUGACUCACUGCAUCACUGCUCAGGAGUUUUGGCCUGUAGAUUUGGAAAAAUUUCAUCAUGUGUGUCCCGCAUACGAUUCAGCGCGUCAAGAAGCUUUCUUAAUGCUAGAUCGUGUAGCGUUUGGAGUAGGCGAAGAUGCAACAUACAGUAUUCCAACUUUUUUUUGUUGUCAUGAUACGGCUAUUGGGAAGGAAAAACAGGAUCCUAUCAUCGCAUCUCCCGUUAUAAAGCGCUCAUUUAUGAUUCUAUGCGGGCUAAUCGUCGAAGAAAGUCAAGAUGCAGUCAGUUGGCGAUAG
Messenger RNA from Plasmopara halstedii, 297 nucleotides. RefSeq lists its product as uncharacterized. NCBI's taxonomy places the organism in Eukaryota, Oomycota, Peronosporomycetes, Peronosporales, Peronosporaceae. The record is from RefSeq and is a predicted model, not a curated record. Bases 1 to 297 code for a protein of 98 amino acids. The transcript is spliced from 5 exons.